CCCGCCCGGGGCCGAGCACCGAGCACCCUUCCACCGCCCCUCCGCGCUGAGGCGAGGGGCUGCCCGCGGUGCCGGGGCCACACAAAGCGGCGCGCGGCGGCGCCUUUCCCGCCGCCCGUCAGGCGGCAGCCGCCCCGUCCUCCGCCCGCCGCCGGGCUCGGGGCUGGCCGGGCGGGCGGCCGGCGCGGGGCAGCCCCGCGGCGCCGAGGAUGGAGCCGCCGGUGCCGCCGCCUCAGGAGCCGCCGCGCCCUCGCUCCCACACGGUCACCACCACCAGCAGCUCCUUCACCGCCAACCUGUCGGCCAGCUCCAGCACCCUCGCCUACGACAGGGAGUUCCUGCGGACCCUGCCCGGGCUCCUCAUGGUGACCGAGAUCGUACUGGGGCUGCUGGUGUGGACCCUGAUUGCUGGAACAGAAUACUUUCUAUACCCAGCCUUUGGCUGGGUGAUGUUUGUGGCUGUGUUUUACUGGGUUCUCACCGUCUUCUUUCUGAUCAUCUACAUGACAAUGACCUACACCAGGAUCCCCCAGGUGCCGUGGACCACAGUGGGUCUGUGUUUUAAUGGAAGUGCCUUCGUUUUGUACCUCAUUGCUGCCAUUGUAGAUGCAUCUUCAGUUACCAAAGAACUGGACAGUCACAAUUACAACAGCUGGGCAGCUUCUUCAUUCUUCGCCUUCGUGGUUACCUCCUGCUAUGCUGGAAAUACGUAUUUUAGCUUUAUAUCUUGGCGAUCGCGAACUUUGCAGUAAAUAUUUUGUUAAAAUGAAUUCUGUAGUAUAAAAUAUCUUGAGGACUAUACUCUUCUGACAGAAGCUUGGAAGAGAGAUGAGGUCUUUUUGAACAUUUCUGUUAGAAUUGACACAAUAUAUUUUAAGCUGAGAUUAUAUGAUUAUUUAUAAUAUCAUUCCAUCUUUAGAGACAUCUAACACCGACUUUGGACUGUACAAUAAAAUUUCAUACUGCUUCUUUAAAAAUUAACAUCAUAUUUUUCUAGACAUUGUAUAGAUGUUAUUACUAAACCUGUAAUAAAUCUUACUCAGACAAUGUGCCAAUUUUGUAAAUGUAACUUUUUAAAUGUUACAGGUAUACUUUUGAUACUGAAUGCUACAAAUCAAAACUAAGAUUGAUACUGUCUCAUUAUUGUGUAUAAAAAGUGACAUUGUGCAGAAAAAAAACCACCCAAAACAUUAAAAGUAAAUAAAUAAAUGA
This is a messenger RNA of Harpia harpyja (harpy eagle), 1212 nucleotides long. It is a transcript of the gene CMTM8, whose product is annotated as CKLF like MARVEL transmembrane domain containing 8. The coding region runs from base 210 to 752 and encodes 180 amino acids. Gene Ontology annotation, biological process: myelination. Gene Ontology annotation, molecular function: structural constituent of myelin sheath. Lineage: Eukaryota; Metazoa; Chordata; Aves; Accipitriformes; Accipitridae. The record is from RefSeq and is a predicted model, not a curated record. The transcript is spliced from 4 exons. Gene Ontology annotation, cellular component: membrane.